Molecule: messenger RNA, 936 nt
Organism: Ostreococcus lucimarinus CCE9901
Lineage: Eukaryota; Viridiplantae; Chlorophyta; Mamiellophyceae; Mamiellales; Bathycoccaceae
Exons: 1
Coding region: 1-936 (311 amino acids)
Source: RefSeq, a predicted model, not a curated record
AUGCACUCGGCGACUUUACUCGUACUGAUCGAUUGCAUGGACAUCGAUAAGACGUUGGGACCGUCGCCUACUCUCGAUGUUACGCCAGAUAUGGAACCUACGUGCGAGUUUUUGGAGAUGCCGUCGACGAAAGACGACAUGUCGAAGUGCGAUCGCAGUGCUGGAAGCAGUGCGACCAGUUUGGACUGCAGAUACUACGGGCUUUUCAAUAUUGAUGCCAUGGAGAAUAAGAGUGAUUACGAAUGGGACAACUUGAUCGACAAAGCCAUCUGGCGAGGGAGCGAUUACGUAUUCCUUUCUGGUCAUUGGCCAAAUUCGAAGCCGGAAGGGGAGAGUUUCUUCAACGAAAUCGCCUCUUCGGCAAACAGGGAAGGCAAAAUGAAAAAAUUGAUCGCCGGCAAUAGAAUCGGACCGCGAAUGAAAGCGGUGCUCAUGAGUAAGUUAAACUCAUCGCUCAUCGAUGCCAAAUUUUUCAACUGGGGGGGGGGUCACGCUGCCGGUCCGCUUCAUUUGGACACGAGGGAGCACAUCGAAGAAGAUACGUUUGGCAAGUAUCGCUAUCAGUUAGAUCUUGGCGGCGGCGGUGGGACGACGUGGAGUGGAGUCAUCCCCAAGCUUGCCAUGCCCGGGGUCCUCUUUCAUCACGUCACGUCGAUGAAGGAUUCGUACUUUGAUCUGCUCAAGCCGUACGAACACUACUAUCCCUUGAAGGAGGACUUCAGUAACUUUGAAGAGCUCGUUCAAGAAGUGAGGGAUGACCCUGAAAAGGCCAAGCGAAUCUCAGCCGCCGCCACGGCGUGGGUAAAAGAAUUUCGCAAAGUGGGUAGCUUGCUGAAGCACAACUACGACACCCUCGCGGUGCCGCUAGCGCGCUCUCUCGAUCCGACGCGUCAGCUCGAGCCGAUUGCGUUUCACGUCGCGCAUCCGAACCUUUGA